This is a messenger RNA of Hypoxylon trugodes, 1606 nucleotides long. RefSeq lists its product as uncharacterized. The record is from RefSeq and is a predicted model, not a curated record. The transcript has a single exon. NCBI's taxonomy places the organism in Eukaryota, Fungi, Ascomycota, Sordariomycetes, Xylariales, Hypoxylaceae. Bases 504 to 1133 code for a protein of 209 amino acids.
GCCCAUACGAAACGAGAAUGAAAUCCUACACUAGUGGCCACCACAACACUCCAAAGGUAAAACUAUUUCUGAGAAGCUGAUGGCAGAGGCUCCGAGCUUGUAUCUUUAAAAUGCUUCUUGAUAUGGUCAGGCGCCUACCUCAUAUACAAUAUUGCACGGCAAGUGUAUAAAUUACCUAGGUAUCCUCGAUCAGCUCCCCGAGAGCAAUUCACUUUGCCAAGCUCCACUUGCCAACAAUACCGAGGUAUCCCAUUUACGGCUCGUUCACACCAUCUCGAGUAACCGACAUGUCCACAUUGACAGAAUUCCAAUUCUUCCUCCGACUCCCCAUAGAGAUCUAAUAUGCGAUCUUGAACUUUUAUCGCAGCCAACAUGGCUUGAGACAUUACUCCACCGUGGCCAAUAAGAAGCGGUUCUAUGCCGCUAUAGAUAUCGAUACUGAUAAAUUCAUCCAGAAUUACUCGGGGACGAAGACCAUUGCAAAUGAGUCAAAAUGGGCUGACAUGCAUCCAGCCUCGGGUGAAGAAGGCGAGAUGGUCCCUCUUAUGCUGACUUAUGUUCCCAAAGGAGGCGACCCCGCCAAAUCGAUAAUUACUGCGAAAGACAAAGAAUGGUGGACCUGCAAAAAACACUACACCAGCGUUCGUAUUAAUUUUAGAAAGGAUCUCAUUGUCUUCGAUGGAGAGAAAACCAGGUCGUCUUUAGGCUAUCUGUCACCUUUUAACUGGCACUUCCGCCAGUUAGAUGGACUUCACUGGUUUAAAAGGGUACGACACUUGGCCAUUCAGUUAAGGCCUUGCCAGCUUAGACUCGAUGACGAGGCUGUAAUGGAAAUCGAAUCGAUGCCAGAGCUCGAGACCAUCCUCGUGGUCGUUUACCGCGAUCCAAAUUGCAUUUACGGCGCCCCUCGGACUUGGCGUACUUUUCACAAGGGACUCAUGGACGAAUAUAACUAUAUUUCCUAUGAGACAUUCGAGAAGCACCACCCGCAGAACAAAAAGUUCAGGUGUGCGUGUUGCAAAUUUGGCGACAGUGCUCGUUUUAUUCAGAGGUACUUGAAGGACAGAAUAGGGAGUUACUGGAACUACGUAUGCGAAGAUGUUGAUUUCAGGGUCGUAGCGGAUCCUUAUUGAGGAUAAUACACCUGGGUACCUGCCUAGAUGAAUACAAUUCACAAGAGAGCUGUCAAGUUAGCAAGGCAUCUACGUCAUCACUAGGAUAGUAUUGAUAGUGACGAGUCUUAGGAAAUGUUCCCUAGGUAAACAACAAUGCUUACCUAGGUGUAUUCUCAGACAACCCACCAGAACCCCUCUUGAUUCACGACUUGAAGCUACCUUUUUGUUUUUGUUUUUCGUGAUUUUUCUUGUGAAAAAGGUGAUCGGAUAUCCACCUUCUUAAUUUCUAGUGCUACCUAGCUAUGUAGGUGGAUAACCUCAAAUAUUCGUGACUACCUGGGUAUGACGACUAUCAAAUUUUGCCCUUUUUAGGUCAGCCAAUCAUACGUAAGAAUCUUAGGAUAUACGCUUACUACUCGUUAAUUAUUGUGGAUUUGUCACCAGGCACCAUCCGCUGUUACCUUAACCUGGCUCUCACCAACACCUCGAUG